Molecule: messenger RNA, 717 nt
Organism: Trichomonas vaginalis G3
Lineage: Eukaryota; Parabasalia; Trichomonadida; Trichomonadidae
Product: coenzyme A synthase family
Exons: 1
Coding region: 1-717 (238 amino acids)
Biological process (GO): coenzyme A biosynthetic process
Molecular function (GO): dephospho-CoA kinase activity
Source: RefSeq, a predicted model, not a curated record
AUGUUUUUCGUAUACGUUCAAGACAACAAAGCAAGAAUACCAAUCAAAAACAUUACAAACUUUAUAAACACCCAUAAGCAACCAACAGAUGUUACCAUUGCCUUUGAAGAUCCGUAUAAUAAACUUGUAAUACCAACUAUUGCCAAAAUUUACGAAUUAGCACUUAACUUACACAAUGAGAGUCUCACCCUAAUCCCAUCAUAUGGACUUGUUCCUGAUGAUAAAACAAUAGAAUAUGAAGAAUUCGAAUUCGAGCCAUACAAUUCGAAUAGAGUUAACAUAGUUGCAGUUGGUGGAACAUUUGAUAAACUUCACUAUGGUCAUAAGCUCCUUUUGACAGCCACAGCUUUAUAUGCAAAGAAUAAAGUUAUUUGUGGCGUUUCUACAAAUGUUGCUAAGAAAGAAUUUGCCGAAAAGAUAGAACCACUUCAUAAACGUAUCGCAAAUACAUCAGAAAUGAUUUUCAAGAUUAAUCCAAGUGUCAUCCUCCAAAUUGAGGCUAUUACAGAUGUUGCUGGUCCUGUAGGAAGACCAGGGGACCUCGAUUUACUUGUAGUUUCAAAAGAAACAACAAGCGGAGCUCAAGCUGUUGAAGAAUUGAGAAAAGAGAAGAAUCUUCCACCAAUUGAUAUCGUUUCUAUACCUCUCAUUACUGAAAAUGGAGAGAGAUUGUCUUCUACAAUGUUACGUUCACGCCAAGCAAUAGAUCAAAAUUAA